GAUCAGCUCGUUACGUUACCGUGCAUUUUUUGAUGAGGACGGACAUUUUUAUGUUUUUCGUUCUCGUCUGUUCCCGAUUGCUGAUUACUGGUACCGUUCGUACGGUACGAUCGAAAGACUCUGCAUGGUCCCACCCGGGCAUCCCGACCAUAUUGGCAACACAGCAAUUCAUACCAAUCAAGUCUUCACGGCAUCACUGAUUAAAAACCAUGGCACAGACCGCCCCCGCAAACCAAGAGGUUUCUAACGGACCAAUUUUCGUUGAUACGCAGCACGAGGAUCUGGUACAUGAUGCUCAGCUGGAUUACUACGGAUGCAAGCUAGCAACAUCGUCAUCUGAUCGAACCAUCAAGAUCUACAACGUGUCUGAAGACUCUUCCGAGCUUUCUGCUACUCUACAGGGACACGAAGGUCCUGUUUGGCAAGUCUCUUGGGCGCAUCCGAAGUUUGGAGGUACGAUAUGACCGGGCGGCAGAAAUGGAGCAUUUUAAACAAUCUAUUUGUUGCUGCCUGUUUUGUUGAAAUAGUUGUUGAAAAAGGACUGUUUGCUGGUCAGAAUCCAAGCUUUCUCGGCAUGCAUAAUUUUCUGUUUUACAAUACUCAUCGAAUAGUUUUUCAUCCGGCUUUGUUGCAAUGAUAAACAGUGAUUCUGGCUUCGUGCAGCUUCGAUGGAUCAGUUUUGAUUCACCGAGAGAUUCGACCUCGAGAUUGGUCUCUUUUGCAUGCUGCUCGCCACUUGCACGAAUCGUCCGUAAAUUCUGUGGCUUUUUGUCCACACGAAUAUGGUCUAAGAGUGGCGGCCGCUAGUUCCGACGGCCGUGUUAGUAUCCUAACGCAUCAACCAGACAACAGUUGGUCUACUGAAUACAUUACAGACAAUCCG
Pseudo-nitzschia multistriata is the source of this 883-nucleotide messenger RNA. The record is from the annotation of a GenBank genome assembly. Lineage: Eukaryota; Bacillariophyta; Bacillariophyceae; Bacillariales; Bacillariaceae.